AUGUAUGCUGAAAAAAUUCUGAGAAAAUUCAGAAUGGUUGGUUGCAAACCAAUGGCUACACCACUUGGAUUAAAUGAAAAAUUAAAGAAGGAAGAUGGAGGAAAAAAGGUGGAUGCUACUCUCUAUAGAAGUUUGGUUGGAAACUUGCUAUAUCUCACUGCUACAAGGCUUGAUGUUAUGUUUGCAGCAAGUUUGCUAUCAAGGUUCACGCAUUCUCCAAGCCAUUUUCAUUUGGCAGUAGCAAAAAGGGUGCUUAGAUACAUUCAAGGCACCACAAGUUAUGGAAUAAGGUAUUGCAAAAAUUCCAUGGUGAAGUUGCUUGGCUUUUAUGAUAGUGAUUUGAGUGGCUAUGUUGAUGAGGGGUGUUUCCUUGGUCCUCAAAGAAGCAAUAAUCAGUUGCUCAAUCUUCAGCAGAAGCUGAAUAUGUUUCAACAACAUUAA
Corylus avellana is the source of this 441-nucleotide messenger RNA. Lineage: Eukaryota; Viridiplantae; Streptophyta; Magnoliopsida; Fagales; Betulaceae. The record is from RefSeq and is a predicted model, not a curated record.